Staurois parvus is the source of this 396-nucleotide messenger RNA. NCBI's taxonomy places the organism in Eukaryota, Metazoa, Chordata, Amphibia, Anura, Ranidae. The record is from the annotation of a GenBank genome assembly.
CACUUCCCUCAAUGCCUCAUAUCAGUACAUACCAGUGCACAUCAAUGCCACAUAUCAGUGCCCAUCUGAGCUGCCUUUCAAUGUCACCCAUCAGUGCCAGUCAGUGCCACCUAUCAAUGCCAAUCAGUGCCACCUAUCAGUGCUGCCAAUCAGUUCCACCUAUCAGUGCCAGUCAGUGUUGCCUAACAGUGCCAGUCAGUGCCGCCUAACAGUGCCAGUCAGUGCCACCUAACAGUGCCAGUCAGUGCCGCCUAACAGUGCCAUAUAUCAGUGUCAUGUAUCAGUGUCAUUGCCCAUCAGUGAUGCCUGUCAAUGCCCAUCAGUGCAACCUACCAGUGCCUCCUCAUCAGUGCCCAUCAGUGCCACCUAUCAGUGUCCAUCAGUGCAGCCUAUCAG